Molecule: messenger RNA, 2418 nt
Organism: Scleropages formosus (Asian bonytongue)
Lineage: Eukaryota; Metazoa; Chordata; Actinopteri; Osteoglossiformes; Osteoglossidae
Product: interleukin-21 receptor-like
Exons: 9
Coding region: 188-1933 (581 amino acids)
Biological process (GO): cytokine-mediated signaling pathway
Cellular component (GO): external side of plasma membrane
Molecular function (GO): protein binding; cytokine receptor activity
Source: RefSeq, a predicted model, not a curated record
CUCGACAACAAGCGAGGCGCUGCUGAAAAUGAGCCGGCUUCUCUGCAAUCCUCCUCGCGUGCAAUCCGCCGUAAACUGACCGGAACACAAGGGGAAUAGCGAUUCGUUCAUUUAUUUAUGACCACUCUCAGGUACAGGAUUCCCAGGUGCUGUCAAUGAUUUCAGCAAAGCCUCCUGGUUUAGAAGGAUGUCGGGCAUAAUGGCAGUGCACCUCGGCAUCAUUUCUCUUACCCUGUGGGGUCUCCUUCAGCACACUACCUGGGCUUGCAGUGUUUCCUGCAGUACAGACUACAUUUCCUCCUUGAAUUGCACCUGUGCGGACCAGGUGCCUGCCUACCCCUACGCCUUUGUGGCAACGUGUUGGGAGGAAGAUGAUCAUGUGAAUUCGAGCUGUGAAAUUGUAGCCCCAAAACAGUGGUGCAUUUUAGAGCUGGACAGCAGGGAGGUGAUCAGCGCAGAUACUCAGUGUACCAUAAGAGGAAUGAGUGCGGAGGACAAGUGGACAACGGAAGAGAAUAACACGGUACACAUCAUUCUGCAGAAACACAUAAAACCACAGCCACCGUUCAACCUCACACUUACAGAGAAUGAGAAUAAUUUCACCGUCUCCUGGGAAAUGGCCUACACCCCGGUGCUGAAUUACUAUCUGAACAAUUUUCUGAUAUACCGGGUGAGGAUAAGGGCAAAGGAUGAUUCAGAGAAGGAUCCAGGAAAACAAUUUACUAUACGUGAGGACAGGAGGUACCUGGAGGUUUUGCACAGCUCUUUAGAGCAUGGGAAGACAUAUGUGGUGGACGUCCAAGCCAGACCAAGCGUUCAUUUUUCGACGAGCGGGUACUGGAGCGAAUGGAGUCCAGCCGUCGAAGUGCACAUCAAGUAUUUGGGUGAUGAAGCGCCCAAUUGGAAUGAUCAGCAAGGUGAACAGAACUACUGGUCGUACAUCUCCCUGGUGCUGGGCCUGGUGACAUGUACUGUGGUCUUCUGCUGUGGAAGAAAAAUCUGGCUACACAAGGCCCAUCUGUGCAGCUACAUCCCAAGCCCCGAAGGCUACUUCAAGCCCCUGUACUGUAUGCACGGCGGGGAUUUCACGAAAUGGGUGGGCCCGGCGUUUGUUUUUGGUGAGUUCGACUUCCUGGAGAAGAACAUGGUUCUCCCCGUGGUGAACGUGAAGCAGUCGAACCUCAUACCAAAGUGCGAGACGGAGAGCUGGGAGAACGGAGCCGCCUGCAGCAAAGGAGACAAGAGCCUGGACAGCAGCUUCCUGGGCAUGCUGUCCCCCCAGGGCCAGAGCUUUCUGGACAGCAACAGCGGCAGCCAGGCCACGGAGAGCUCGCGAGGCGGCAUCUCCAUCGACACGGUGACCGUGCUGGAGGAGGGAGAGGAGGAGGCGGAGGAGGAGGGGGGCUCCGGCCAAGGAGGGUCCUGGCACUCGUACAGGGGCAUCUUCGCCUACCCUUCCUUCCGCGUGGGGGAGAACCCGGGCGGCGAGGGGAAGGCCCUGCUGGGCGCCGAUCCCAAGAGGGAGGCGGUGAUUUCCGGCGGCCGCAUGACCGACGGCGAGGGGAUUCCGGGGGGUCGGCCCGCCCCUCUGGGGCUCUACGACCUGGAGUGGAGUCUGGCGAACCGGGCCAGCGAGCUGGAGCGCCUUUCCUUGGACUCGUUCGGCUCCGGCGAGCGCUCGGAGGACGGCUACCCCAACGUGGUGCUCGACCUGGACACCAUCGACAGCGGCUUCCUGGAGUCGGACUGCAGCAGCCCCGUGCGCUCGGACUUCGGCGACAAGGACGAGGAGGCAGAGGAGCAGCAAUCGCACUCCAACUACGUCAAACAAUGGGUGACCAGGGCUUCGGAGCCGGACGCGCGAACCGAGGCCUGCAACGGCAGCAGCGCCGGUGCGCACGCACACCCACACACGCACAGCGUCCAGUCAUAGUCCUUCUGCCGCCCGCUUUAAAGUGCCGCGAGUCACAGCCGUCAUUUUAUGGGACGGUUCACUUUUUCCAAGCGUUUCCCAGUUUUUCAAAGCUAUCUUUGGCAGCCUGUUCUUUUAAAUUUUAGGAUUAUCAUAGAAUUACUUUUAGUCACUAACUCAAGCCAAAUAUCUUCACUGCCACUAUAUCCAUGAACCCGAUUACAAUAGUGUGUAACUUGAGCGGUUUGAUUUGCAUGUGUAUUUAUUGAUUUAAAGUCAUAUUCCCGGGAGAAGAGUAGAGUAGAUUAGAGGGUUCGGUUCGGAGGUGGGUUUUUUUGCACAAAUUAUGGCGGGCAUUAUUUUGUGCUUCUCGAAAAUGUACACAGUGUAAAUAAAGAUUGUUUUUUAAUAAAUAAAGAUUCAUUCUGAUCCGUUUGCCCAGUGUCUCUUCCAGGCCCAGUUUCUCAUAUUAGUUAUACAUGUUUACAUACAGUAUAUAUAUAUAU